Messenger RNA from Fundulus heteroclitus (mummichog), 1188 nucleotides. It is a transcript of the gene fundc1, whose product is annotated as FUN14 domain containing 1. Gene Ontology annotation, cellular component: mitochondrial outer membrane. The transcript has 5 exons. NCBI's taxonomy places the organism in Eukaryota, Metazoa, Chordata, Actinopteri, Cyprinodontiformes, Fundulidae. The record is from RefSeq and is a predicted model, not a curated record. The coding region runs from base 78 to 533 and encodes 151 amino acids. Gene Ontology annotation, biological process: autophagy of mitochondrion.
UUCUCUUUCUCCGUCCAGUUUUAUGCAAAUGACGGCGGACGCGCAGGGAUCCGGGGGACAGCCCAGCACACUCCAAAAUGGCGAACCGCAACAAGGAUGUUGAGGAGGAGAUUUAUGACAAGGUCGUGGAUCUGACGGAGUACGCCAAGCGGCAGCGAUGGUGGAACCGCCUCUUCGGGAAGAACUCCGGGCCGGUAGCAGCCAAGUACUCCGUGGCCACCCAGAUCGCUAUAGGAGGAGCGAGCGGAUGGUGCGCAGGUUAUCUCUUCCAGAAGGUUGGAAAGGUCGCUGCCACAGCUGUAGGGGGAGGCCUUCUGUUGCUGCAGAUAGCCAAUAACAGCGGCUACAUCCAAGUGGACUGGAAGAGGGUGGAGAAGGACGUUAACAAAGCCAAGAAGCAGCUGAAGAAGGGAACGGAUCAAGCAGUCCCAGAGCUAAACACGUUUAUGGAAAAGUCCACAGAGUUUGUGAAGAAAAACGUGGUUAUCACCAGUGGCUUCGUGGGAGGAUUCCUGCUCGGCCUGGCGUCUUAGGGUGUGCCAAACGAGGAGUCUGUGUCCCCCUGCUGUUGAGCUAAAUGCUGAGUGUUGGGGAUGUUGCAGGGAUUUCUGAGGUUGUGGCAGCAAGCAGCCAGUUUGAGUUAAGCUUUCGGGUACAUGUUCUUCUUAAACUGCGCCUCCUUUUAUCCCCACAGCUGUACAACCGCAUGAUAUAUACUGUCGGCAGGAAAUGUUUAGGGUACAUGUUGGGCUAAAUGUCAUCUCUGUAGCCUGAUUAUGCUAUAUCACAAAGACGAAGCGCAUAAAGGUGUUCUAAAUGUUAUUUUCUAUUUAUUUGAACCAAACUGAAUUUGUUCCAGAAGGAAAACAUGUGCACUAUUAUUGCCAGGCACUUGGUAGCUAAUCACCUUUUUAAAUUUACUUUGACGUGCCAGAGGUUUCAAUCAAUGCCAGUGUUGUGAUUUUUAAAUUCAGACAUAAUGAUCUUUGUACCGGAAUCUUGUAUGUCACGGUUAAAUGCUGCUGGAUUGAGGAAAUUGAAUUGCCUUGUGAAAUGGGUUAUAGCUGCCACACUAGCAUCUCAUUUUUUAUAUAAAUAUAUUUUGUUGAGCAUAGAAUUAUUGCUGUGGGUGCUGGGAAACUGUGGAUUGCUUACUCUUCAAGAAAAUAAAUAUAAAUCUCAAAUGCG